Molecule: messenger RNA, 2416 nt
Organism: Penaeus chinensis
Lineage: Eukaryota; Metazoa; Arthropoda; Malacostraca; Decapoda; Penaeidae
Product: golgin subfamily A member 6-like protein 22
Exons: 9
Coding region: 7-1365 (452 amino acids)
Molecular function (GO): protein binding
Source: RefSeq, a predicted model, not a curated record
ACAGCGAUGCACAUUGCAGCUUCCGAAGGCCAUCUCCACGUCCUGUACACGCUGGUGAAACUUGGCGUCGCUAUGGACGCGAGGAACAGCCGAGGAAAGACUCCCAAGGAUAUACUGAAAGAAUCUUCAACAACUGCAGAUUACGACAUGGAAAUCUUCAAAGGCAUCUCACUGAUAGAGAUAAUGGAGAAAUACCUCGCGGCUGAAAAGGGGAAGGUCAGCCUGCAGAGAGACAAGAGAGCGCUUCAGAAUGAACACAAAAAGGAGCUGAAGAGGAUUGAAGAAGAUCAGAGAAGAAGAGACGCUGACUCUCGGGGAAUGAAGAAGGAAAUCGCUGCUUUGAAAGAGAAGAUCAAGGCGAUGGAGGAGGAACACAGAACAGAACUGCAGAACGUCACAGAAAGGGAACAGGAAAAAGAAGCGGAGUUUGUGAAGAUGAAAAAUGAAAUAAUCAGUUUAAAGGAGACGAUUGCAAGUAGAGACGAGGAGAUCAGGUCGCUCGAGGAAAAACGCCGGGAGGAGAGUCAGGGAGAGGCCGAGGAACGAGGAGAGGCGGAGAUCGAGGCAUCCCGCGAGGUCAGAGAACAGGAGACGACGGUUUCCGUUCUGCAAGAUACGAUGAGGUUAUUACAGGAACAAAAUACGAGGGAACUGCUGAGCCUCAGAAACGAGCAGCACCUGAAGGAAGCCGAGGCAGCGAACCAACUCAGAGGCGCUCAGGAGGCGCUCAAGUCUCGGAACAAGAGAGUCAAGGCGCUGAAGCGUCAACUCAAGGAGCAAGAGGCUGAAUGUGGACGACUGAGCUCGAUGGUGGAAGCAAAAGAAAUCCAAAUAAACCAAUUGCAAGAUCAACUUGAGAAUAAAGACAGGAAGGUCAGGACUUUGCAAUCGCGACUGGGCGAUAAAGAAAAUCAGUUAAAUGAAUUGGAGGAGGCUCUUCAAGCAGGGCCGCCGGAUACCUAUCAGCGCCCGGACUCACCUGUGCUUGUGUCACGCCACGGCCUCGCAUGCAGGGAGGAAUUCCCAUGGGGAGCGAGGAGGAAAAUGUCUCGGCGAGCAACAGACACCAAGAGAUCUUCGCAAGCAGAAGGCAGGGGGAGGAACAUAGCUUCUCGGUCAGAAGACAGAAGGCACAACGAAGAUCCCCAGCCAAUAAACCGUACCAGGACCCGCAAGCACCCCCUUGGAGAGUCUCCCCAAGCAGGAACCGGGAGGAGAGGAAAUCGUCGGUCAUGCGAGAGGGCCGAGUCUCCCCAAGCACGAAACGAGGACAAGACCCCAGACGGAGGGAGUGAAUACGAGUCUUACCAGUCUUCUCAAGCAGAGACUGAAGACGAAUCUCCAGGGGAAUAUAGCAGUAAUUAAUUGCCACGUGCGGCGAUGCGAGUACCACCUCCUGCAUUAGGGCGAAUGGACGGAGAGAGAGAAAACAGAAGCUGAGAGGGAAGGGGUUAAGAGCAAAGAGAAUAGAAAAGUUAUGAAGCUCAUGUAGGGGUUCACUACAUUCUAAUUAUACCGUUUAAUGCUACUUUUUUUUUUCCAAGAACAUUAUGCGAUACUAUGUAGAAAAGACAAAUGCCUUCUCAGUAGACUUAACAAAACGUGUCUGUAUUUGCCUGUCAGGUGCAGAGUAAAAGUAAUAAGAAUAGAUGAUUAUUAGCCUAUUUGUUGCUGUUGUUAGCAUUAUCAUUAUCAAAUAUCAAUACUAUUAUUAUUAUAAUUAUUAUGGUCCUCCUCCUCAUCAUUAUGAUUGUAGUGGUUUGUGGGCAGCUGCCCUGCCACUCACCCAUGCUACAGGAGCUGACGAAUAUUCCUCAGUCGCAAAUUAUAGGGCAUGAAUAUGGGCAUGGGGGGAAAGCCGGGCAAAAUUAACCUCCAUGUUCUGCGGGAGUAAGGAGAGACCAGUAUCCGUCUUCGACUGCUUUAUUUGUUGUUAUCCGGUGCACAGAAUCACGGCCGAGUUCAAUAUAAUCAAGAUACUCGGUUUACAACACAGAACAUAUUAAAAGCAAUCAGAAUCAUAUAAACACAAUAAUCUUCCUCAGCCAACACUCACACGCUUUCACGACCGAGGUUACCCGCCAACUGCCUGCCGGUGGCGACUUCACCGCCUACUUGGCGAAGGGGUUUCCACCUAUCUCAGUCGUGAAAGGGUUGGGUGUGGACAGCGAGCUCUCUCUGACUCAAGACUCAAGGCACGUUCUCCUGGAGGUGGGGCGUUUAAUAAAAGACGCAAGGGCGUACCGCUUGGCGUUAGUAAGCUCAUUAUUGAAAGGAAGCGACCACUGUGAGGCCUCCAGGCCUCCCUUCUUCUGCCUUCGCCCACUCCUUGGUCCCCUGUCCUCCUUCCCUCUCUCCCAUUCCUUGGUCCCCUGUCCUCCUCAUCCUCCUUCCUUCUACCCCUUCCCUUUCUCUC